GUGUCAACAACGGCCAGGCAGCAGCAGCACAGCAGCACUGUCCGGAGCAGGGAGGGGGGAGUCAAGAGGCUGUUCAAACGUCGGAACAUUUGUCUGAGAUGGGGGAUGAUCGACCAUUUGUGUGCACUGCCCCUGGAUGUGGGCAGAGAUUCACAAAUGAAGACCACCUGUCAGUCCACAAACACAAGCAUGAAAUGACAUUAAAAUUUGGUCCUGCCAGAACAGACUCUGUUAUCAUUGCAGACCAGACACCCACACCCACACGUUUCCUGAAGAACUGUGAGGAGGUUGGGCUAUUCAAUGAGCUAGCCAGCUCCUUUGAACAGGAGUUUUCAAAAGCACAUGAGGACGACCACAGGACAAAACACCCAGCUGCACCUUUACAAACACCGUCUGAAGUAAAAGAUGAGGAAGAGGGCCCUUUACAAGUUGAUUCUUCCUCUCCUGGAAGUCCAGAUUCCUCUUCCAGCAUGUCAGACAACAGCAGAGACUCAAGGGAGAUUCUCACAAAGCCCGUGGCAAGCUCAGCUCCCACUCCAACCAUUGUGCGUCCAGGUUCUCUUCCCCUUCACCUGAGCAAUGACGCACUGCACCCAACUCUGCCAUCUCCAACAUCUGUCAUCACGCAAGCGCCGCCCUCCAACAGGCAGCUUGGCUCCCCAACAAGCGCUUAUCCACUGGUGAGGCACCUCCCCAAUGGACAGACAGUCCCUCUACUGCCCAGUCCCCAGAUGACCUCAGUUAUAUCUCUCGCGAGGCCAGUAAACUCAGUGCCUAACAUCCCUGGGAUUCCAGGACCUCCAGUUGGCGGGGCCAGCAGUGGGUCAUCCUCCCCAUCUGGCUACAGUCUGCACUCUGAGACCAAGAUGAGGCUGAAGGCAGCUCUAACUCAGCAAGGCCCAGGAGCACAAGAUGGGGCUGGUGGGGGGGCAGGAUCCAUCCCUGCUGUUCCCCAGCGACAGGAACAGAGCCAGCAACCCACUCAAAACUCUGAUGCACCAUCACCUGCCCAGCCCCAGGUAUCCCCUGCUCAGCCAACGGGAGGCCGGCGGCGGCGAGCGUCAGAGAUGGACCCUGACGAGCGGAGGCAGCGCUUCCUGGAGAGAAACCGGGCAGCCGCCUCCCGCUGCAGGCAAAAACGGAAACUGUGGGUGAACUCUUUGGAAAAGAAAGCAGAUGAUCUCGCCAACAUGAAUGUGUCCCUGACGAAUGAAGUAACUCUACUAAGGAACGAGGUGGCACAACUGAAGCAGCUCCUCCUCGCCCACAAAGACUGCCCGGUCACUAUUAUGCAGAAGAAGGCGGCUUUCCUAGCUGCAGGAGGAGAGGAAACCUCCAGGGAUACUCCCAGUGAACCCAUCGGCUCCCCAGCGGCGGUUAUCCAGCAUGGGCCGUCACCACCCGCCCCGGCCUCCAGUCCAGGAGCCACCAUCAACGGGCUGAGUGUCCGCGCUGCAGAGGCGGUGGCUAUGUCGGUCCUUGCCGGCAUGGGAUCGGGCCAACCGGGAGGGGUCGUCAUGGCGACGCAGUCACAGUCAACCCCAAGAUGAUGUGCUGACGCAGGCAGCCAGUAUGAACUCGAGUGGCAUUUGGAGGCCGGACUGGUGCAAAGCGUUUGAAAAAGAGGGACCCGCCCUCACACCCCCACCCCCAGACUAUGAUCCUCCCGUCCCCUCACAGCCAAUGAUAAUCACACAAAGACACGGCACAGUGCCUCCGUCAACCCUCCUGUCCCAGCAGGCUCCCUGUUCAGAGACGCUUCAUCACUCUCUGUAUGUAAAUAUGAAAAACACGUCGGACACUCACUCUGCAGGGUCUGGGGUAAUUUCGUGUUCAGUCGUGACAGUUGAAAAAGGUUUUAGAUUGGGAUGAAAAGUAUGAAUGAAAACUUUUUAUGUCGGAAUUAUCCGUUUAUUUUGAUUCACUUAAAAAAAUGCAGCUUCAGUCCAACUUCAGUCCCACACGCUGGCUGUGAUGAGGUUGGUUGCUUUCCAGGCUGACAAUUUUACUUGUAUUUUUCAUUUGUAUGAAAAGAUUUUUAUGGCUGAUACAGCUCGUCGACAUGAUGUGUGCUGAUGCAAUGAAAGUACGGUGAGAGAUUGGCUGGCUGAUUUCAGUAAAAGGCAGCCUGGAGAGCUUCUCUUUUGCUCUUUUUAUGUUUACUUUUAAACCUGUUUUUUAGUUUUCUGUCUGUUUUUUUUCCCUUUUGAGUUACUUCUCCUUAAAUACACAUGACAGUUUAGUCAGCCGAUUGCAUAUUUAACAAACCAAAUUAUAGAUGUGUACACAGUUUACCCUGUGAGUGUGUGCCUGACUUUUUUUUUACCAUCAGUUUUAACCCAUUGGGAAUGGAUGUCAGUACAUUAGUCAUGUAUGUAUCAAACUCUAUUGACUGCAUGGAUUACUCAAGGCUGAAGAAUACCACUGUUUGUUUGUGCUUCAUCAUACUAUAUCACUGUUCGUUGAUCUGCUUUUCUUCUGUUUCAGAACAUCAAAUUACUGAUGCAAAAAUUGUCCUUGUUAUGUAAGGAUUCCAUCCUCAGUCCUAAUGUAACACACUUGAAAUGGUUAGCUUUAGAAGGCCUUUAAAUGAUAAUCAAACAGAAUAGAUUUUAAAUCAUAUACCCUGGCAUUUCAGUUGAAGAAAGAGUAGUGCAAUAUAUUUUUCUAUUGAAUAUCAAUGUUCUUGCAUUUAUUUGUUGUGUGUAGCACAGCCACUGAGAGGGGUUUGGUCUAUUUCAGUUGAAAGCUAAAGUGAUGAGAUGACCAGAGAAAAUGUGAAGAUGAGUAUAAUUGAAUGAAUGGGACUGGUGAUUAGUGCACAUCUGUCGAGAGUUACAGAUGUCCUAGUCUUGUUUGCUUUCCAACAUUUGAAAAGCUGUCUUGUAUCAUGAAGUAGACUUAAAUACUUGUGCAAGGUGCUUCUUUUGAAAUUUAACUUUUGAAUUGCAAAUUAUUUUAUGCCACUGUACUUCCAGGACUAUUGUGUUUUUUUCCCCCCUCCUCACUGUUUUUUUAAAUAACGUCAUUGUUUUGAGAUGUUUAUUUUUUCCAUCAUGUGAUUAGUAUGUCCCUUUUAUUUUGUGAAAGAGCUUAGAUGUCUUUGUAUGUGUUUAACACAGGUUGAACCACAUGAAAAAAUGUCUCAAAGAUAUCUUGUAUGGAAAGUUUGUCAAAUACUCAGGCUUCAGGAUGGGAAAAAUUACUUGUGUAUAGUCUCAACUAAUGAAUAAGUUGUCUCGGGCAAAUAAUAAAAUAAAUUAAUGAAAAAGAAAUGU
This is a messenger RNA of Epinephelus fuscoguttatus (brown-marbled grouper), 3278 nucleotides long. It is a transcript of the gene atf7b, whose product is annotated as activating transcription factor 7b. The transcript has 12 exons. The record is from RefSeq and is a predicted model, not a curated record. Lineage: Eukaryota; Metazoa; Chordata; Actinopteri; Perciformes; Serranidae. Gene Ontology annotation, biological process: regulation of transcription by RNA polymerase II. Gene Ontology annotation, molecular function: cAMP response element binding; DNA-binding transcription factor activity, RNA polymerase II-specific. Bases 99 to 1550 code for a protein of 483 amino acids.